Messenger RNA from Trichosporon asahii var. asahii CBS 2479, 2355 nucleotides. RefSeq names its product Rab family GTP-binding protein. The transcript has a single exon. Gene Ontology annotation, molecular function: GTPase activity; GTP binding. NCBI's taxonomy places the organism in Eukaryota, Fungi, Basidiomycota, Tremellomycetes, Trichosporonales, Trichosporonaceae. The record is from RefSeq and is a predicted model, not a curated record. Bases 1 to 2355 code for a protein of 784 amino acids.
AUGCGGAGCCCUCCCGGACCGUCCAAGACGACUGUCGACGUCCUCGGUCCGCCGUCCCCGAGUCCUGCGUACAUGCCUAGGGGCGUGCUUCUCGAGCCCGAUGUGCGCAAAUCAGUCUUACCACCGACACCUGACCCUUCGCCGCCAGCGCGACUGUUCCCGACCGCCAUGGUUGCCUUGGCUCCACCGGCAGACGACAACAGCAAUGACUCAUCAGCGAUCUACACUUCUUCUGCGAUGGAGAGUUCCGCUUCGAGCUCUUCGUCGUCGCACUCGACGAACGAGAGCCGCUCGCCGGGAUUGAUCGACGCGAACUCGAACUCUUCAGUGCAGCUUCAGCGAUCACCGUCGCCAAGGAAGCCUGCCAGGCGAGGCAUGUCCAGAUCGGAGACGGCACCCAACCUCGCCCCAGGCAGCAACCGCAACUCGUUCAGCCGAGUCAAGUCGUAUGACACGAAGGAGCGCGAACGUGAGCAGCGCGACCGCGAUCGACGGAACCUCGGACGGCGGCAGACCACGGCUGGCCACCCUGGACAACCCACUUCUGUCCGUAUGGUCGAGAGCCGGAGCGCGGACUCUCGGACUCGCCUCCGUUCAACUGGAGGACCGAAGCUUACGCGCUACCCGACUCUGGCGACUGAGUACCCCAGCGCGCGGCUGCGGCGGACAGUGACGCACGACAACUCGUCCCCGUCCACGCCGCCUCCCUCCGCCGCCUCUGCACGCCCCCACAGCCACCACUUGACCCUUGCCGAGCCCGAGCAGCUCGACUUUGGAGGACCAAAUGGCCUCGAGGCCAAGCUUGUCCUGCUCGGAUCGCAAGGCGUCGGUAAGACGUCUCUGAUCCUGCGCCUCACGACCGGGACCUUCAACGCGGAGCGCGCGUCGGCGUCGGUCGAGGGAUCCGUGUACAAGCGCAAGCUGGAGCACAACGGACAUCCGAUCAAGCUGCAGAUCUGGGACACGGCCGGACAGGAGCGCUUCCGAUCGAUGGCGCCGAUCUACUACCGAGGUGCACACGUGUGCAUCCUCGUGUACGACAUCUCGGACCGCAAGAGCUUCCAGGACGUGCAGUCGUGGCUGGACGAGCUCAACCACAAGGCGUCCAAGGAUAUGAUGAUCUACGUCGUCGGCGCCAAGCUGGACCUCGGAUCCCAGCGUGCUGUGACUUUGUCUGAGGCGAGCCGCACGAUCCGGCGGUGGCUGAAUCCGGCGCCUGAGCCCGAGCCCGAGCCGGAAGAGGUGCUCGCCCCGACUCGCAGCCUGUUCCGGAGCACAUCGACAACGCGUCCUCGCAGCGACUCGAUGUCGCUCCCGUCGCCGCAGAGAAGGCCGCACUCGAUGCACGGGCUCGCUUCGCUCAUGCUCGCUGCGACCGACUUUGACUUUGACCUCAGCGCCAGCACGAGCGGCAGCGGGUCGCAGGCACCGACGCUCGUCGCACCGAGUCCCGCGCCGACGGUCCACUUCCCGCCCUCGCUCGUGACGCCGACCAGCAUCCCGGGCGUGCCCACCAGUGCGAGCAGCACGGCGUCUGUCGCGGGCAGCGUCGGCUCUCCGCCCAGCACGGGCAUGUACCGACGGCAGCAGCGUGUCAGCUUCCACGGCCCUGCCCUUGCGGAGCCGACGAGUGCGACGACGGCCGAGACAGCAGUCGCCUCGACAGCUAACGGCUCGAAGCAUCGGCUGUCGACGAGCCGCUUCUCCCUCAGUGGCAUGUUAGGACUCGCGCGAAGCCCGACAUCCGACGCCGUGGCCAACUUAUCGCACCUGGCCGACGCGAACCCGGUCGUGUCGCCGCGCAGCCCGCGACCUUCCCUCUCGCCUGGAGUCCGCGUUCGCACCGAGUCGAGCCCGCUCUUGGACGGUAAGCGGCGGAGCGAGGACUGGAGCGCAACUGGCCCUGGCUGGGGACGCGGCGAGGGACCCUCGGCCGCCGACGCGCUGGAAGAGUUUGGUGCCGCUGCCGCCUCUGCGACAACCUGGCAGAGCCAGUCCGCGCAGAGCUCGCCGUGGGCCAUCUCGCCUGCGCCGUCCUCGCUGCCCGUCCCGCGCACCCGCCUCCGCGGCGGCAGCCUCGGGCGUGACACGCGGUUAUUCGAGGACGAGUCGUCCGACGACGAGCCCGACGACACGUGGGGCAUCGACAUUGGCUCGGUCCGCGUCGGCGAGGUGUCGAGCCUGACUGGCGAGGGCGUCGAGAGCCUUCUGCGCAGCAUCUCGGCGCAGCUCAUCGAGCGCAAGGACAAGAUUGAGCGCGAGCACACGCUCCGCAGGAAAAACAGCGUCAUGCUGACCGACCCGGCCAAGGACAAGCGGCCCGCGAAGAAGGGCGGUUUCAGCUGCUGUGCGUAG